ACGGGGCUGUUUGCUCAGCGCCGCCGGCACCGGGGCCGCCUAUAAAGGGGCGGCUGCGGGCGGCGGGGGCAGACCGGGAGCGGCACGGCCGGACCCCGAGCACACGGCGGCAGCAGCAGCCACAGCCACAGCGGGUCCCGGCUCCCAGCCCCCAGCCCUCCCGUUCUCCGGUCCCGUUCUCCGCUGCCCCCCCCAUGCCGCUCUGCCCGGUGCCGCCGCCGCCCCGCGAAGCCGCCCGGGGCCAGAUCAGCGCCGCGGCCGCCGGCGCCCUCCCGGCCCGUGUGAAGGUGGUGGAGGUCGGGCCCCGCGACGGGCUGCAGAACGAGCAGAGCAUCGUGCCCACGCAGGUGAAGAUCGGGCUGAUCGACAUGCUGUCCCACACCGGGCUGCCGGUCAUCGAGGCCACCAGCUUCGUGUCGCCGCGCUGGGUGCCCCAGAUGGCCGACCACACUGAAGUCAUGCAGGGGAUCAAGAAGUUGCCUGGUGUCAGUUACCCCGUGCUGACCCCGAACCUGAAAGGAUUUCAGGCAGCGGUGGCAGCAGGGGCCAAGGAGGUGUCCAUCUUUGGAGCAGCGUCUGAGCUCUUCACCAAGAAGAACAUCAACUGCUCCAUAGAGGAGAGCCUGGAGAGGUUCAGUGAAGUGAUGAGUGCUGCACGAGCUGCCAGCAUUCCCGUCCGGGGAUAUGUUUCCUGUGUCCUUGGGUGUCCCUAUGAAGGGAAGAUUUCUGCAGCUAAAGUUGCAGAGGUCUCCAAGAAGAUGUACUCAAUGGGGUGCUACGAGAUCUCCCUCGGUGACACCAUUGGCAUCGGGACCCCGGGGAGCAUGAGGGAGAUGCUGACGGCGGUCAUGAAGGAGGUGCCAGUGGGGGCUCUCGCUGUCCACUGCCACGAUACCUACGGGCAGGCUCUUGCCAACAUCUUGGUAGCACUUCAGAUGGGUGUGAGCGUGGUCGAUGCUUCUGUUGCUGGUCUUGGAGGCUGCCCCUAUGCCAAGGGAGCAUCAGGAAACGUUGCUACAGAGGACCUGGUGUACAUGCUGAACGGCCUGGGCAUCCACACGGGUGUGGACCUGCAGAAGCUGAUGGACACGGGAACGUUCAUUUGCAACGCGCUGAACAGGAGAACCAACUCCAAGGUGUCCCAGGCGUCCUGCAGGCUGUGAGGCGGGACCCGGCGUGGCCCCGGAGCCGGCCGAGCCUCCCGUGUGUGCCGCUACCUCUCCUCCGUGUGCCUUGGACUCAGCAGAGAGCAGCCGCUGGGCGCUGCGACGGAACGGGCACGGGCAUGGACAUGGACACGGGCACGGGCACUGCCCCGCUGCGCCCUCAGCACGCCCGGUGGGCCGGGACGGCCCCGCCCUGCCUCAGGGGGGGGAACGGGCCCAGGGCCCGGCCCCAGGCAGGCCUCCUGGUGCCCGCAGCGCGGGGCCGAGCCCUGCUGAGGCGCCUCCGGGCCCGGGCACCCCGCGGCCUCCCUCAGGCUGCACGGGAAGGACCGGGGGGGGUUGGGGCAGGGCCCCGCUGUGCGCGGUGUUUGUGGCAAUAAAAAGCCCCGGGAUCCCCGCGGGGCCGCCCCCG
Messenger RNA from Anas platyrhynchos (mallard), 1578 nucleotides. It is a transcript of the gene HMGCL, whose product is annotated as 3-hydroxy-3-methylglutaryl-CoA lyase. Gene Ontology annotation, molecular function: hydroxymethylglutaryl-CoA lyase activity. Gene Ontology annotation, cellular component: mitochondrion. The record is from RefSeq and is a predicted model, not a curated record. Gene Ontology annotation, biological process: ketone body biosynthetic process; L-leucine catabolic process. Lineage: Eukaryota; Metazoa; Chordata; Aves; Anseriformes; Anatidae.